AUGGAGUCCCUCGCAGAUACCAAGUGGGAUGUAGUGAUCAGCGGCACUGGGCUCCAGCAAUCCCUUCUUGCCCUAGCCCUGUCGCGAUCAGGCAAGAAUAUUCUGCACAUCGAUCCCAACGACUUCUACGGCGACGCCGAGGCCGCCUUAGGCCUGCAAGACGUCGACGAAUGGGUACCAAAGAACAGUGCUGCCACCCCAGUGCCGGGCAGUGGCUUUGCGGCUGCCGAGGUGGAGAGGAUGGAUGCUGUCGGGGACUCACCCAGUCUGUCUGCCUCCAGGGCCUACUCCAUCGCCCUGGCUCCGCAGCUGAUACACACCAAGUCUAAGCUCCUCUCGCAGCUGGUCUCAUCGAAGGCCUUUCGUCAGGUCGAGUUCCUGGCUGUUGGCUCCUUCUACAUACUUCAGCCGGCCGAGUCGGGCCCGUCGCUGAACCGCGUCCCUUCCACCCGCGAGGACGUAUUCUCCAGCACGGCCAUUCCGGCUCGCGCCAAGCGGUCGUUGAUGAAGUUUCUCAAGUUCGCACUCGACUACGAGUCGGAGACUAACAGCGAGAGCUGGAAGUCUAGGGCCGACGAGCAGCUCGACACCUUCCUCGCCUCCGACUUCAAGCUCGACGACCGUCUGCGGGCCGACAUCAUGUCCCUCACCCUGACUCCGGACGGGCUAGUGUCGGUGCGAGACGGCCUGGCCGCCAUCAAUCGUCACAUGACCUCGAUGGGACUUUUCGGUGGCGGUUUUGCCGCCGUGUACCCAAAGUGGGGUGGGCUGUCCGAGGUAGCUCAAGUGGGCUGCAGGGCAGGCGCUGUUGGUGGUGCAGUUUACAUGCUCGGGACGGGCCUUCGGGAAGUGAAGCGGACAGAGGACGGCGCCGAGACACCCUUGACUGUGGCGCUGUCGAAUGGCAUGACUGUCAAUGCUCAGUCCCUCGUACAGUGCCCCCAGGGCGGCGAUGCUGGGGGGGGUGGCCUGCAUCUGAGAAGGCUGACGGCCAUCGUCGGAUCCAGCCUGUCGCCUCUCUUCGAGACUGUUGUCGAGGGGGCACCGACGCCGGCCGUAGCCGUCGUUGCUGUCCCUGCUGGCUCUGUCGCUGGCGACAGUGGUGUUACCUCCAGGUAUCCCAUCUACGCCAUGGCGCACUCCAGCGACACUGGGGAGUGCCCAUCUGGUCAAUGCGUCAUAUACCUGAGCACCGUGUCGACACCCGCCUCGAAAGAUGUCCUAGAUAAGGCUCUGUCAUCGCUUCUGGAAGCGGCCGUGCCAUCGGGCCAGAAGCCCCCGCCGUGUCUGUACAAGCUCAGCUACGAGCAGACGGCAACGACGGAUCGUACCAACGUAGAUGACGACGGACCCAUUGUCAACAUCCCACCUCUUCCCCUGGACUUGUCUUUCAAUGACGGUGUCAUGGACUGUGUGCAAAAAGCAUGGGAGUCUGUCAAGGCCGAUGAUGAUACCCACGUGUCUGAGUACAUGAAGUUUGACGAUAGGGAGGGUGCAGAGGAUAAUGACUUUUACGACUAA
Molecule: messenger RNA, 1521 nt
Organism: Geosmithia morbida
Lineage: Eukaryota; Fungi; Ascomycota; Sordariomycetes; Hypocreales; Bionectriaceae
Product: GDP dissociation inhibitor
Exons: 3
Coding region: 1-1521 (506 amino acids)
Biological process (GO): protein geranylgeranylation; small GTPase-mediated signal transduction; vesicle-mediated transport
Cellular component (GO): Rab-protein geranylgeranyltransferase complex; nucleus; cytosol
Molecular function (GO): GDP-dissociation inhibitor activity
Source: RefSeq, a predicted model, not a curated record